UUUCCGGUGCGCUUCACGCUCACACGCUCACACGCUUGGCGGGAGUCACUGAAGUUCACAAACUCGCUUUGCUCUUUCACUUUCCGCUGAUAUUUUUUAUGAAUAUCAUUUUCAGUCAGAGGUGGUUUGUAGUCUUGCAGUGAUCAUGCCGUCCAGUCUGGGCUCCAGCAGUCCAGCUGCAGUUCUUCAGGAGGCUUUGGAAAACUCCAGCCGCUUGAUUGACCGGCAUCUGCAGGAGGAUCGCUGUUUCCCGGACCUGUCCGAGCUCCUCAAUAUCCCGUCACACAAUAUGCCUUCGCUCUCGGGCGUGUCGGACAUGGAUUACCCUCUGCAGGGACCGGGGCUGAUCAGCGUGCCGAGUCUUCCGGAGCUCAGCGCCAUCCGCAGGGUUCCUCUGCCUCCGGAGCUCGUCGAGCAGUUCGGACAUAUGCAGUGCAAUUGCAUGAUGGGAGUUUUCCCUGAAAUCUCCAGAGCGUGGCUCACCAUCGAUAAUGACAUUUUUAUGUGGAAUUAUGAGGAUGGGAGUGAUGUGGCGUAUUUUGACGGGCUCAGUGAAACUAUACUGUCAGUUGGACUUGUCAAACCUAAGCCAGGUAUUUUUCAGCCUCACAUCCACUUCCUGUUAGUGUUGGCCACACCGGUGGAUGUCGUGAUCCUGGGCUUGAGCUUCCCAAAAGCCCAUACAGGUCUGAAUGACAGCAUGUCAGGAGCCAUGCAGCUGUUGCCAGAUCCUCUCUACUCCAUCCCCACGGAUAACACCUACCUGCUAGCCAUCACCUCCACGGAUGUGGGCCGCGUCUUCAUGGCGGGGAAAGACGGUUGUCUGUACGAGAUCGCAUAUCAGGCUGAAGCGGGCUGGUUCAGUCAGCGCUGCAGGAAGAUCAACCACUCCAAGAGCAGCCUGUCCUUCCUCAUCCCUUCACUGCUGCAGUUCUCCUUCUCCGAGGACGAUCCCGUUGUCCAAAUUGCUGUUGAUAAUUCAAGGAACAUUUUAUACACGCGUUCGGAGAAGGGCGUCCUGCAGGUGUAUGAUCUCGGCGCUGAUGGGCAGGGAAUGAGUCGAGUCGCUGCCAUGUCUCAGAGCUCCAUCGUCUCAGCGGCUGGAAACAUCGCCAGGACGAUCGACCGCUCCGUGUUCAAACCCAUCGUUCAGAUCGCAGUAAUUGAUCGCCCAGAGUCGUCAGACUGUCAGCUGUUGGCCGUCACUCAUGCUGGUGUGCGUCUUUACUUUAGCACCAUCCCUUUUGCUCCUCCGAACGCCAAACACAUCUCGGCCCGGCCCUGCUUGCUGGCGCUGGUGCAUGUGCGUCUGCCACCCGGAUUCUCUGCGUCCUCCACCCUCCAGAAACCGGCUAAAGUUCACAAGGCUCUCUACAGUAAAGGAGUUCUGCUGAUGGCCGCGUCUGAGGCAGAGGACAGCGACGUUCUGUGGUGCAUCAACCACGAUUCCUUUCCCUUUAAAAAGCCCCUCAUGGAAGCUCAGUGCCGUUUUAUGAAUGUGUGUUUUUUGCUGUUGUGUGUAAAUAUGUGGUUGACUCAUCUCGACUCAUUAGGCAUGUUCCCGCCGACCGUGUCGACGCCUUACAUCCCAGCGACUCCCAUGAGCAUGAGCGGCGCGGUGUCGUCUGGACCCGAGGUCAUCUUCUCUGGAAAACACAACGGCAUCAGUAUCUACUUCACGCGUAUACUGGGGAACAUCUGGGAUGGGAGUCUUUCGAUGGAGACCACCAUAACCAAAGGCAGGCAGACUGUGACUAUUCUGGAGAGCACGGCCAGUUCAUCUGAUCUGGAGGUCGUACUGCUGGAGCUUCAGGGUUUGAAGGAGUUCCUGGACAAAAACUCCCAGUUCAGUCCGACUUCUCUGGGUGUGGGCAAUUUCAGCUCGCCAGCAAACCUACAGCAAAGGCUUCUGGGAUUCAUGCGGCCCGAUGGCUCCAGCUCUCAGCAAGUGCAGCAGGAGCUCCAGAGGAAGUACCACACGGAGGCUCAAGCGUAUGAGAAAGCGUCUCUUCAAGCCAUGCAGCAGUUGGUUCAUCGCUCCUAUCAGACGCUGGCGCUCUGGAAACUUCUGUGUGACCAUCAGUUCAGCCUCAUCGUCUCUGAGAUGCCCAAAGAGUUUCAGGACCAGAUUAAGGCUGUGAGUUUUAAGGAUGUGGUUGUUUCUGGACGCGAGCUGAGUGGCGCUCUCGUCACCGCCCUCAUUAACGUGUACAUCAAAGACAGCGCGUGUGUAGACACCGUCAGCGCUCACCUGAGAGACAUCUGCCCUCUGCUGUACAGCAGCGACGACAGCAUCUGCUCCAAGGCCAAUGAGCUGCUGCAGGGCUCCAGACAGAUCCAGAACAAGCUGGAGAAGGAGCGAACGCUGAAGGAGUCCCUGCGCCUCUAUCAGCAGAUCAGUCACCACACAGACCUGCCCCUCGUCUGCUCGCAGUACCGGCAGGUGCGUUUCUAUGAGGGAGUGGUGGAGCUGUGUCUCACAGCCGCUGAUAAGAAAGACCCUCAGAAGCUGGGGCUGCACUUCUACAGGAACGGAGAGCCGGAGGAGGACUCCAGCGGCCUGCAGGCCUUCCAGGAGCGACUCUCCUGUUAUAAAUGCAUCACGGACACCAUGCAGGAGCUGGUGAACCAGAGCAAAGCGGCCCCUCAGUCUCCCAGCGUCCCUAAACAACCCGGACCCCCCGUCAUGACCUCUGACCCCAACAUGCUGAGCAACGAGGACGCUGCCGCUCAUUUUGAGCAGAUGCUGGGUCUCGCUCAGAGAUCUCAAGACGAGCUCUUCCACAUCGCUCUCUAUAACUGGCUCAUUCAGGCCGAUCUCACCGACAAGCUCCUGGAGGUGAACUCGCCGUACCUGGAGGAUCAUCUGAUGCACAUGAUCAAACAGGACCAGAGUAAAGUGCGAAACAUGGACCUUCUGUGGCGAUACUACGAGAAGAACAGAAGCUUUGGCAAAGCGGCGCAUGUCCUGGCGCGGCUGGCUGACAUGCACAGCACGGAGAUCUCUCUGAAGCUAAAAAUCCUACUGAUCCCAAACGUGGUGCGGAUUCAGGUGCAGAUCCAGGAAACGCUCCGCAGACAGUAUUCCCAGCAUCCCUCAGUGCAGGGAGCCAUUACACAACUCGACUCCGAGCUCAUGGACAUUACCAAGCUGUACGGUGAGUUUGCGGAUCACUUCCGGCUGUCGGAGUGUAAGCUGGCCAUCAUUCACUGCGACCCGUGUUGGCAGCGCCUUAAGAAACCCCUGCACCUGGUGGAGUGCAUCCAUGUGCUCCUGUCAGGAUAUGUGAAUGACCCCAGCCGAGUGCCCACCUAUGACAGACGGAGGUUUACUAACGCUUGUCUGGAUAACAUCUGCGGGUAUCUGGUGGAGCUGCAGUCCUUGAGUCCAAACGCGGCUCUGCAGGACAUUAUACGCAACUUUAAAUGCCUUCAGGCCAAACUGGAGAAACUCCAUUGAUGACAAUGAAGGACUUGCCAGCGGUCGUUUUGCUCUCGAUGUCGUUUGAUGGACAUCCCGAUACUACAGCAGCCUGACGCCUCUCAACGCACCAGGACUUCAGUCUUUAUAUUUACUGAAAAUGAAUAAUGUUCACUCGUCCAGCCAUGGAAAUACCCAACAGACGGCCGAGAUAUAUACACAUUUAUAUGUAUUCCUCAGUUUGCGUACGUUCUUGUGGUCAUCAGCGGAUAUGAAGGUGUGUAAUACAUGAUUUUAAUUUCUUAUUCAGUUAUAAUUAAUCAAUGGUGUCUGUAUGUGUUCAUAAGCUGUCCGAGGAGGCACUUAUUCUAAAUGUUUUCUACUGCUGAAACACUAUCUAUGGUCGGUAACUUCCCCAUGGAUGCUGUUUUUUUGUUUUUUUUGACGUUUCUUGAUUGAGAUGUGGUGGUGGAUGGAUGGAUGGGAUGAAAGGAAACAUGUGCGUUUUGUACUAGUCGUCAGGUUCAAAGACCUAAGACUUUUAUGAAAAGGACACAUUUUUAUGAAAGCCUGAGUCUUUUCAUCCACCUUGUAGUUUUGUGCAAUAUGUAUUGCAAAUGAUUUGAAAAUAAAAUAAUAAAAA
Messenger RNA from Sinocyclocheilus grahami, 4064 nucleotides. It is a transcript of the gene nup155, whose product is annotated as nucleoporin 155. The transcript has 27 exons. NCBI's taxonomy places the organism in Eukaryota, Metazoa, Chordata, Actinopteri, Cypriniformes, Cyprinidae. Gene Ontology annotation, cellular component: nuclear pore; nuclear pore inner ring. The record is from RefSeq and is a predicted model, not a curated record. Gene Ontology annotation, molecular function: structural constituent of nuclear pore. Gene Ontology annotation, biological process: transcription-dependent tethering of RNA polymerase II gene DNA at nuclear periphery; RNA export from nucleus; protein localization to nuclear inner membrane. Bases 146 to 3460 code for a protein of 1104 amino acids.